AUGGGAAAGUACACCGAAGAGCAAUUGUUUGAAAUCCAAGAAGAGGCCCACGUUCCACAACCUCAAAUUUUGGAAGCAUUCAACCAAAUGGUGGAACUGGUUAAGGAACAUGCCGCUGCAGAAUAUGAAAAGCAUAAGAAUAUCAAAUGGGGUAAUGGUGACACCUACAUUGACGAACGUGGUAACGAAAGACCAUACCACCACUUAAAUAGAAGAAGAGCUUCCCGUACCGGUACCAAGCCAAAUUUGAGAAAGAAGAGUGUGGACACUGUCAAGGUUGACGAAGAUGGGUGGGCUACUUUAACCAAGCCAAAGAAGUCCUUUGGUUCUGAAGAUGCUGUUGAAGAAAGAACCAAGUUCAGAGAAGGCUUGAAGGAUCCACAACAAAUAAAGGUUAAGCCAAACAAUAAGAACUUGGGCUCCUCCAAGGCUGUGGAUCCUAGAGAUGCCAUCGCAGACAAACAGACUAUUUCCUUCAAUGCCUUUGAAGCUUUGGGUGAUGAUGAUGACGACUAG
[Candida] anglica is the source of this 516-nucleotide messenger RNA. NCBI's taxonomy places the organism in Eukaryota, Fungi, Ascomycota, Pichiomycetes, Serinales, Debaryomycetaceae. The record is from the annotation of a GenBank genome assembly.